Molecule: messenger RNA, 2062 nt
Organism: Gopherus evgoodei (Goodes thornscrub tortoise)
Lineage: Eukaryota; Metazoa; Chordata; Testudines; Testudinidae
Product: E3 ubiquitin-protein ligase TRIM39-like
Exons: 7
Coding region: 97-1662 (521 amino acids)
Molecular function (GO): protein binding; zinc ion binding
Source: RefSeq, a predicted model, not a curated record
UGUUGAUUUUUUCCCUUUCGCUUUUGGGUUGCCUGUGGGUGUGGUUGGUUGGGCUGCUUGCAAAGGGCAGAGAGAACAGACACCCAGCCAGCUGCAAUGGCCUCUGCAGCUACAGCAGAGGAAGUGCAAGAUGAAGCCAUUUGCUCCAUCUGCCUGGGGUAUCUGACAGAGCCGGCGACUAUAGCGUGUGGGCACAACUUCUGCCGAGCCUGCCUAACCCAGCACUGUGUGGAAAAGGGAGAGGGGACACCUCUGACCUGUCCCCAGUGCAGAGCCCGGUUCCAGAAAGGGGAGUUCAGGCCCAACACCCAGCUGAACAACAUCAUACAAAAAGUCAAACAACUGGGGUCAAAACCAGGAAAAGGGCAAAAGGAGAAGCUGUGUGAGAGACACGAGGAAUGUCUCAAACUCUUCUGUGACGAGGAUGGAGAAACCAUUUGCUUGGUGUGUGAGAAAUCCCGGGACCACAAGUCUCACACUGUGGUUCCCAUUGAGGAGGCUGCCCAGGAGUACAAGGAGAAACUCCAGGGAGCCCUGGGCCCUCUGAGGAAGGAGCUGGAGGAAGCCCUGGUGCUGACGUCUAAAGAGAAGAAGAAAACCACAGAGUGGCAGGCUUGGUGCCAGCAGGAUCAGGCUGUGUCUCUGGUGGUGGCCUCAGCACAGCAGCUCCUGUACGUUGCAGAGGAGGGGCAGUUCCUGGCCCUAGUGAGGUGGUGCAAACUCACCCCAGUGCUCUCUGAUGGGGGGAAAGUGAAGAAUAGGAGAGAGAUGAUUGCAGGUGAAUUUAACAAACUGCACACACUGCUGAGAGAGGAGGAACAGCUGCUUUUGCAGAGUCUGGAGGAGGAGGAGAGGGAGACUCUGCAGAGACUAAGGAAAAAUGUAACCAAACUCUCCCAGCAAAGCUCCUCUCUGCAGGAGCUGAUCACAGAGAUGGAGGAGAAGUGUCAGCAACCAGUUGUGGAGCUGCUAAAGGAUGUGAAAAACACCUUGAGCAGGACUGAGAAUGUGAAACUCCAGGAACCAGAAGCUGUUUCUACUGACCUGAAGAACAUGUAUAAAAUUUCCCUUGACAUGAGAGAAGCACUGAAGAGAUUGGGAGUGGACGUGACUCUGGAUCCAGACACGGCAAAUCCCGAACUCGUCCUGUCUGAGGAUCGGAAAUGUGUGACAUACGGAGACAAACGCCAGGAUCUGCCCAACAACCCUGAGAGAUUUGAUCCUUGUGCCUGUGUCCUGGGCGCUGAGGGGUUCGCGGGCGGGAGGCGUUACUGGGAGGUGGAGGUGGGAGACAAGCCUGAGUGGGCUCUGGGGGUUUGUAGGGAAUCUGUGAGCAGGAAGGGGGACGUCACACUCUCACCUGAGGAUGGAUUCUGGGCCGUAUGGCUGAGGGAUGGGGGAUACGAGGCCGGCACCCCCAUCCCGACUCCCCUCCCCGUGAGCGUCAGGCCGAGCCAGGUGGGGAUUUUCCUGGACUAUGAGGCGGGCGAGGUCUCGUUUUACAAUGUGACUGACAGGUCCCAUCUCUUCACUUUCACCGACACCUUCUCCGGGAAGCUCCGCCCUUAUUUCAGUCCUAGUGUCAUCGCUGGGGGUACAAACGCGGCUCCCCUGAUAAUCUGCCCGGUCCCAGCUCAGGCCGGAGGGAAUCUCUGUCCCUGACAGUGACCCCGCGGCACAGACUGGCCCCUCCCAGCCCCGCUGCUCUUCCCGUCCCAGUGGUGGGGGCCAGUUACUGCAGCAACUGGACGUUUUGUGCUGACCGGACACUGCCAGUUUCCCUUUUCACCUGGAGGUUCCAGUCAAAAACCGGACACCUGGGAACUCCCAGCCCCCACCUCCCGUCCCCGGCCCGAGGGGUAGCAAGUGGGGGGUGAUGGGGUCAUUCACUCCUGUCAGAAUUUUCUAACCCUGUGAAAUCUCAGUGUAAAAUAUGAAAGAAAAAAGAUUAUUUUAAUUUAGAAAAUAGUAUUGUAACAAGGUGUAAAUACAAGAAUAUUUUAAUUUACAUUUCAACAGUAUUUCAAAAAACAAGCAGAUAAAUAUAUUUGUAGAAAUGGAA